Molecule: messenger RNA, 1042 nt
Organism: Saccostrea echinata
Lineage: Eukaryota; Metazoa; Mollusca; Bivalvia; Ostreida; Ostreidae
Exons: 7
Coding region: 86-1042 (318 amino acids)
Source: RefSeq, a predicted model, not a curated record
UGGAUCAGCACUCUAUUUUAAAUGGCAUUGUUCUGAUGGACAUCAAGCACAGCAGUGGUGCUCACAGCCUGUCCUAAACAGAGGAAUGCAUUUAGGGGAUUUGAUGCUCUCCUCUUCAAUUUUACUUUCUGGAGGCAAUUAUCAGAAGGUGUCAAUGAUGGCGAAAAUCCUGAAGUUACCGAUUGUGAGCAAAAACUCAUUUUACAAAAUUCAAAGGACAUACUUGAUUCCAGCAGUGGAUGAAUUUUGGACGGAACAUCACGACACUGUUUCUAACCAGUUUCAAGGAAGAGAUAUAACAAUACUUGGAGAUGGCAGAAUGGAUAGCCCCGGUCACACUGCUCAAUAUUGCUCCUAUACUUUCAUGGAGUAUGACACCAAGACCAUUCUGUACAUAAUUACUAUGGACAAGCGGGUGACAGAGAAAAAAAGCACGAAUCUCGAGAAGGCUUGCUUUGUCCAGGGCUUGAGAUAUCUUCUGGGCAAGGGACUUCAUAUUGUUGAAGUUGUUACAGAUGCUCAUGUGCAAGUUGCCUCCGUAAACAAAAAAGACUUCCCAGACAUAAGACAUUCUUUUGAUAUUUGGCUUGAGACGAAAAACUUAGCAAGAAAUCAUCAAGGUAACUUUAAAUUAAGUCAGCAGAAAAACCAAAAAGAUAUACUAUCAUGGACAAAAGAUGUCAACCAUUACUGGUACACAGCUACCAUCUCAAACACAAAGGAGGAGUUUAUUGGAAAAUGGAUAGGAAUCCUCCACCACACAGUUAAUGUACACACUUGGGUUUUGCCCUAUAGUGAUAUUAACGAAUGCAACCAUGCACCACUGACUGAAGAACCUACAAAGGGAUGGUUAGAAAAGGAUUCUCCAGCUCAUGUGGCCUUGAGGGAGAUUGUGUUAGAUAAGCGUCUCCAGAACAAUGUGACCUACUAUCUUAACUGCAGGAGCACAGCAGAACUUGAGAAUUUUCAGAAUGUAUAUCCCUUCCCGAAUCUGAGGAGGAUGAGGAUUCUGGGGAGGAAGAAGUUUGUCUCGAUAAAUUGA